Molecule: messenger RNA, 2113 nt
Organism: Caenorhabditis angaria
Lineage: Eukaryota; Metazoa; Nematoda; Chromadorea; Rhabditida; Rhabditidae
Source: the annotation of a GenBank genome assembly
AUGCGCUGGUCGCUUUUUCUCUUGUUCUUUUUUCCUUGUACAAUAGUCGCUGUUCUAAACACGGGUCUCCAACUUCGCAUUGAUGAAUUAUUCGACACCCCCGGUCACACAAAUAACUGGGCAGUUCUAGUAGAUACUUCCAAAUUCUGGUUCAAUUAUCGACAUGUUUCAAAUGUUCUUGCUUUAUAUCACUCGAUAAAACGACUAGGAAUUCCGGAUAGUAAUAUAAUUAUGAUGUUGGCUGAAGAUGUGCCAUGUAAUCCGAGAAAUCCAAGACCAGGAACAGUUUAUGCAUCGAGAGCUGGAUCGAAUUUAUAUGGAAGUGAUGUUGAAGUUGAUUAUCGGGGAGAAGAAGUUACCGUGAGUUUUUUCUCGAAAAUCGAGAACAUUUUCAUAUUUCUAUUAUUAGGUCGAAAACUUUAUCCGUGUUCUAACCGGAAGACAUCAUCCAGCAACUCCAAGAUCAAAAAGAUUGUUGUCAGAUCAUCAAAGUAAUGUAUUGGUCUAUUUAACUGGUCAUGGUGGUGAUAGUUUUAUGAAGUUCCAAGAUACUGAGGAGUUGACAAAUGUUGAUUUGGCUUAUGCAAUUCGCACAAUGUAUGAGGAUAAUCGGUGAGUUAUAAAUUAAAUUCAUAAGAUGAAUAGCCCAAAAAACUUCUGGGAACCCCUAAAAAUAAAAUUAGAAACUUACCACAUUUAGAAAAAGAAAUCCCCUCUCGCCCUUUUUAAAAGCAACGUUUUUGCGUAUUUCAAAAGAAAUUGGGUGAUGAACUCAUCCAGUGCAAGAUUCAAAUUGAUUUGUAUUUUACACCGGGCCAUUUUUUGAGCAAAAAUUGAAAUUUGUUUAUCGAUUAUAGUAAGUUACUAAUAUUUGUAAUUUACAUAGUUUGAGUAUUUAUAAUUAUCACAAAAAAACUAGAGAUUAUAUAGAUUUUAAAUUUUAUCCCAAAACUGAAACUAAAAAUAAUCAUUUCACUACAAUCUUAGGUCUAUUACCUUCAGAGCUUUCCAAUAUUCACACCUUUCUUCAAAUAAACUCACGAUACAUUUCAAAAAAUGAAGGCGGCAAUCCAAAAAUUUUUAAAAAUUAGAAAUGAGCAAAAUGAUUCACGUCAAAUUAUUUAAAUUUAAAUCUAAGGCACAAAAGUACUCAGAGAUUCGCUGGCCAGCUCGCCACCAGAUCGCUGCGGCCACCUGGAAACCGCAUGGCCGCCAGGUCGCCUUGAGUUUUCCGGCCACGUGGACUGUGUGUUUGAAAUCCUGGAAAGCUGGCGAAACGGUGGUUUGUACUCAAAACACUGCAUUUUCUAUAGUUUUUUCACUUCCUAAGGUUUCUAGUACUCCGAAAAAACAGAAAAUGAGCCGAAUUUUUCGAAAAAGCCUUAAUUCACAAGUUUUUCAGACAUUUUCAUGAAAAUUAAUUUCGACGAGGCGAAGUGGCCACCACAUGGUAGCCAUGUGGCCGUGACCUAACCAGAGCCUGGCCACCUUGCCAGCAAAAAAAACCGGGCGACAUGGUUUCCAUGUGGUUCCCAGGUCAGCCAGCCUCACCACCUGGUGGCGAGCUGGCCAGCGAAUCUCUGAGUAGGUCAAGCGGACAGCCAGAUCAACGUUUAAAACACGUUUAGAUUUUCCUGAAACUCCAAUAAUUUUUGCAGAUAUCAUGAAAUGCUUGUAAUAGCUGAUAGUUGUCGAAGUGCUUCAAUGUUUGAAUGGAUUGAUUCGCCAAAUGUUUUAUCACUUUCAAGUAGUUUAACACACGAAGAAAGUUAUUCGUAUGAUAUUGAUGAAAAUAUUGGGGUUUAUGUUAUUGAUCGAUAUACACAUUUUACUGUUCAAUUUUUAUCGAAAGAAGUAAAAGCUUUGAAUUCGUCAGCAAAUAUGCAAGAUUAUAUUGAAGCAUGUCCAGCGAGAAAAUGUCUUUCUACUACGGGUAAGAAGAUAACUUUUACUUUGAACAUUUGAAUAUAAAAAAAAAAUUGCAGGUGUUCGAAAAGACCAUUACUCAAAGGAUCCAACUCGAGUUCGUGUAACCGAUUUCUUUGGUUCGGCUCGAAUUUUUCAACAUUUGACAGAAGAAAUCGAAUUGGAUGAUGAUUUUUGGAGCGGGUAA